GUUUUUCUCAAAGGCACCCGUAGUCCGACGGUUAUCCGCUACGGAACAUGAAUAAUUCCGUUUGAUUCUCUCGCGCGUGAAUUUCCAAAAGCUUAAAGAGACAUGAACGAUGAGAGUAAUAACGCAAUUAAGGACGCUUUUACCGAACCACGAAAAAAAUUUUGGCUACGAUCGAGGAAGCGUCCAAAAAGUGAUGCUAUCAGUAUCAGCUCCAUGGAUAUAUCCAUUGAAUCCGAAUUGGGGAAGAAAAAGAAACGGAGAAGAAUCACGGAAGUAGCCAACAGUAUUUUCAACUCUUCCAUUAUAGGCAGUAAACAAGGAAAUACCCUUCGUAGGUCAUUUACGAUACAGCCAAACGCAACAGAUUUAUCAUUCGUGGAAAAUGAACUGGAUGCUGGAACGUUAAGAAAAAAACACAAAGAGAAUAUCGACAGCACCGACAAUUAUAUGCUUAAAAGUUGGGUACUUGACGUAGCGAAGACGAGUAUCAAAGAUAGACCAAAUCAUGCCUUGAGUCGUAAACAAGUUAAAAGACAGGAAGCGAUUUACGAAUUGUAUUGCGGAGAAAAUGUACUCAUUAAUGACCUGUGCAUCCUCAAAAAUUAUUAUUACGAGCCGCUGAUCCAUACUGGUAUCUUCAGUUCUGAUGAGUUAUUUACGCUGUUCAAUAGCGUAACGCAUCUCAUUGAAAUACACAGUAAACUGAGAGAUGAACUGAUCAGUUUAAGAGACCAGUAUGGAUUCACAGACACGGUUGGCCCUACGAUACUAAAUUGGAUUCCAGCGUUAAUAAGCCCUUAUUUAGAAAGAUGUAGGACACAAAUAUGGGCAAAACGUUUGUUAGAUGAAAAAAGGUCUAAUAAACGUUUUCAAUCUUUCCUGAAAAAACGUUUGGAAUCUCCUCAUUCGAUCGAUCUAUGGACUUAUAUAGAUGUAGCACGAUCAAGAAUUGUUAAAUAUCCUUUGUUGGUUAAAGAAAUACUAAGGCAUACUCCAACCGUACAUGAGGAUCAGACGUGUUUAAAAGAAGCAUACGAUAUGCUAUCAAAAUUACUCAACGAUAUAGACAAAACUAUGGGGGCUGCAGAGUGUGAGUUAGCUCGCUCAAAAAUAAAUGUAAAAUUGGAUUAUGAUCAUACCAAGUGCAUAGAAAGUGCGACAGAACUGAUCACCGAAGGACAACUCAAAGAUACGCGAGGAAUGAAAUUUCAAUGCUUCCUUUUCAAUACUGGUUUUGCCAUAACUCGUAGGACAAGAUCUAUGAGCAAGAAGUAUAAUCUAUCUUUUCCCGUUAUCCUCAAAAAACAAAUCUGCAUAAGUGCAGAGGAGAAGCCUGCUACAUCUUGUGGGUUCAAAAUUGGCAAUCAUUUUUUACUAGCAGACGAUGAGCAUGGAAAAAGACAUUGGCUCGAUUCUUUUAACAAGGUUCAUCAAUACAGAAUCGAUUCCUUAGAAAAUGUAAUCGAUAUUAAUGAAAAGGAAAAUCAACAAAAUUUUACACUGACAAAAGCAAACCAGUCCACCGAAUCAUCCACGAAUAAUAUGAACAACUUCUCUCUGACAUUGAAAAGAAGCUUUUUAAAACAAAAACGUAAUAGCAAUGAUUACAUUUAAUAUUACGAAAUUAAAAAAUUUUCUUUAAUUAUUUUCUAUGCUUAUGUAUGUAUUAUAUGCAAUUAAAAAAUGUCCGCAACAUAUUCAUGAAUUUACGUGACAUUCUAGUGUAAAUUUAUAAAACAUUCUCGCACAUUAACGUACUACAAAUAUUUUGUACAACCGCGAAAAAAGUGAGAAUGUAAACACUUGACUGCCUUCUUCUCGCUUCGAGAUAAAUAUAACAUUCAUGUAAAAUAUAUAGAUUAUAUAUAAUUAAACGGUAGUUGGGUUGCUAAGGAAUAUUUAUGUACAAAUAU
Molecule: messenger RNA, 1913 nt
Organism: Colletes gigas
Lineage: Eukaryota; Metazoa; Arthropoda; Insecta; Hymenoptera; Colletidae
Product: rho guanine nucleotide exchange factor 3-like
Exons: 5
Coding region: 103-1614 (503 amino acids)
Biological process (GO): positive regulation of Rho protein signal transduction
Molecular function (GO): guanyl-nucleotide exchange factor activity
Source: RefSeq, a predicted model, not a curated record